This is a messenger RNA of Tuber melanosporum (Perigord truffle), 1054 nucleotides long. RefSeq lists its product as uncharacterized. The record is from RefSeq and is a predicted model, not a curated record. NCBI's taxonomy places the organism in Eukaryota, Fungi, Ascomycota, Pezizomycetes, Pezizales, Tuberaceae. The coding region runs from base 132 to 743 and encodes 203 amino acids. The transcript has 5 exons.
UGCUCAGGCUCGACAUCUCACACUCGUUUAGAGAACUACUCCCAUUUAAUAACCCCCCUUCACGAUAAUCACAAUAUUCUCUCUUGCGAGUCGACAAUUCCUCUUAGAACAAACAAACGCCGAAAUUCAAAAUGAAGUCAUUCGUUCUUACCGCUUUUGUUGUCGCCUCGUCUGCCCUGUCUGUGUCCGCACAGGUGUAUCCUCCUUUUAAUGUCACUGCUGUCCCGGAGGCCGAAAGGAUUCAGUGGUGCAAAGCCCAGACCGCUGCAUGCCCUCUUUUGUGUGGUGAUCAGGAUAAGACUGCUGCGCAGAACAAGUGCUUCCCAGAUAAUCUCUAUUUCACUUGCGUUUGCAACGACGGCACCUCGCCCAAUUUGACCGAGUACUCUCAAACUAUCCCUUACUUCCGCUGCCAGGCCGAGGUCAAGGGUUGCUCCGAUGCCUGCACCGGUAACUCGAAAUGCCAGUCCGCUUGUACCGCGAAUAGGCCAUGUGGUGCCACCGAUCCUCAGCGUCUCAAUACUUCUACCAUCACCAGCACCAAAGGUGCCUCGAAGACUUCCUCGCCCACAGGGCUCAUCACUACCACAGAUGCCAAUGGUUUUGCUGUCACUGGUACUGCCGCAGCUGGUUCAUCCGGAUCAAACAAUGCCGGAAGUCUUAUGAUGGAGGCUGGUAGCGCAUAUGGGCUGGGAUUCGUUGCUGCCGGUGUUGCCAUCGGAGCUGCCCUUAUUGGUGUUUAAGUUCUUGUGGAAUGGUAGAGAGUGUGGUGGAAAUCAGGGUCGGCGUGGUUUGAUAUAAUGGCAUGAGCAAAUAAUUCUCUUUGAUGUUUCUGGCUUUAUACUCUUCGUGAUCAUAUCUUUUUCCUUUUAAUGUCUUUUUCUCUCCAAUAUUUCUAAGCUUUAAAGUUCCAGAUCAUUGAGCAGAAGCAUCGCAUGCUAUUUUUUUUCCCUGCUCUCGGUUUUUUUUUUUACUACUAGUAUGAUACCUCAUAGUCAUGGAGCAGUUUUUUUUUUUCAAAAAGGGCAUAUAUUUGGACAAACGUGUCAGCUCC